AUGGGGGUCAUGGCCAUGAGCUUGCUAUGCUCACUUCUCGCCGUCCUGAUGAUCACCGUGGUGAGCGCCAGCGACGAGGCCGCACUGCUUGCUUUCAAAGCCCAGCUCAGCGAUGGAGGCUCGCUGUCCUCCUGGAACAGCAGUACCAACUUCUGCAGCUGGGAAGGCGUGACAUGCAGCAGCCGGAGGCCCGCGCGGGUGGUGGAGCUGAGCUUGAAUGGCAGCGGCCUCACAGGAGCACUCUCCCCAGCCCUUGGGAACCUCACGUUCCUGCGGAAGCUCGACCUGAGCUACAACUGGCUCCACGGGGAGAUUCCUGCGAGCCUCGGUCGCCUCCGCCGCCUGCAGAGGCUCGACUUGUACGACAACUCCUUCUCCGGCACGUUACCUGUCAACCUGAGCUCCUGCAUCAGCUUGACCAAUAUGGGAUUGCACGACAACAAGCUUGGCGGGCGCAUCCCAGCUGAGCUCGGCGAAAAGCUCAUGUCCCUGUCAACACUCUGGCUGAGUAACAAUAGCUUCACAGGGCCAAUCCCAGCAUCACUUGCUAAUCUCUCCUCUCUACGAAACCUUGCUCUCUCCACUAACCAGCUCGUGGGCUCAAUCCCGCCAGCUGAUCUUGGCAGCAUCCAGCUAUUCGAUGUCUCGAGCAACAAUCUCACCGGUACGAUUCCACCUUCUCUCUACAACUGGUCAUCCUUGGAAAUAUUUGGGGUAGCGACCAAUAUGCUGCAUGGGAGCAUUCCCAGUGAUAUCGGCCAGAAGUUCCCCAAGAUCAAAGUUCUUGGCCUUGAUGGGAAUCACCUCACGGGUACCAUCCCUUCCUCAAUAUCAAAUCUAUCUUAUCUCACAUAUCUUCAUCUCAACGGAAAUAGAUUUAGUGGAUAUGUGCCUCCCGCUUUGGGGAGGCUUGAAGCUCUCCAAACUCUGGAUUUGACUGAGAAUAAGCUCGAAGCAAAUGAUAAAAAGGGCUGGGAAUUCGUCACUUCUUUGGCUAACUGUAGCCAGCUGCAGACCUUGGCACUCGGUGGCUACUCUUUUGGGGGACAGCUACCUGCUUCCAUUACAAACCUCUCAACGACUCUCCAGAAGCUAUACAUAAUGGAGAGUAAGGUCUCUGGGGGAGUUCCUAGCGACAUAGGCAAUUUGGUUGGUCUUGACACGCUUGCUAUAGAAAAGACAUACAUAUCCGGAGUUAUUCCAGACAGCAUUGGCAAGCUAGAAAACUUGGUCGAGCUAUCCUUUGCUUACAAUAAUUUGUCAGGCCUCAUACCAUCAUCACUAGGAAAUCUUUCGCAGCUGAAUAGGCUUUAUGCAUACUAUGGAAACUUGGAGGGACCAAUUCCGGCAAGCCUGGGGGAGUUGAAAAACCUUUUUGUACUUGAUUUGUCAACAAAUUACCAACUUAAUGGUUCAAUUCCCACAGAAAUUUUCAAGUUACCUAGCCUUUCUUGGUAUUUGGACUUGUCAUACAAUUCCUUUACUGGAUCUCUUCCUAAUGAAGUUGGCAGCUUAGCAAACCUUAACCAACUGAUUCUAUCAGGAAACCAGUUGUCUGGCAAGAUACCCGACAGUAUUCAGAACUGUGUUGUGUUGGAAUGGCUUUUGUUAGACAAUAAUUCCUUUGGGGGAAGCAUACCUCGGUCACUGAAGAAUAUAAAGGGGCUCAGUAAACUAAACCUGACCAUGAAUAAGUUCUCUGGUAAUAUCCCUGAUGCCCUUGGUAGCAUUGGAAACCUGCAGGAACUGUACCUAGCACACAACGACUUGUCAGGAUUGAUCCCGGCAGUUCUACAAAAUUUGACAUCAUUGACCAAAUUGGAUGUAUCCUUCAACAAUUUGCAAGGCGAGGUGCCAGAUGGAGGUGUUUUCAGAAAUAUCAAUUCUACAGCAGUUGCUGGCAAUAUCAAUCUGUGUGGUGGUACACCUAAACUUCACUUGGCUCCAUGCUCCACAAGCUCCUUGAGCAAGAAUAAGAGAAAGAUGCCAAAGUCUCUUGUAGUUUCUCUAGCAACAACUGGAGCAAUCUUGUUGUCACUUUCAGUGAUUCUUCUUGUUUGGAUACUUCGAAAGAAGCUCAAACAAAGCAAGAAAAAAAUAAUGCAAGAUUCAAUCACUGAGCACCAUUACGAGAGAAUCCCAUAUCAUCUAUUAUUGACAGGAACUAACGGUUUUUCAGAUGAGAACUUGCUCGGGAGAGGAAGUUAUGGUGCAGUUUUCAAGUGCAUUUUGGACAACGGGGAAAGAACCUUGGCUGUCAAGGUGUUUAACCUUGGUCAAUCCAGAUAUUCCAAGAGUUUUGAGGCUGAAUGUGAGGCCAUGAGGAGGAUACGACACCGUUAUCUCAUAAAGAUAAUUACAUCUUGUUCGAGCGUCAACCACCAAGGUCAAGAGUUCAAGGCACUGGUUUUUGAGUUCAUGCCCAAUGGCAAUUUGGAUGGUUGGCUUCACCCAAAAUCUGAAGAGACAAGUACAAACAAAACACUCAGCCUUGUCCAGCGGCUUGAGAUUGCUGUCAAUAUUGUGGAUGCGCUAGAAUAUCUUCAUAACUUCUGUCAACCAUUGGUAAUCCAUUGUGAUCUUAAGCCAAGCAACAUUCUUCUUGCUGACGACAUGAGCGCCCGAGUUGGAGACUUUGGCAUAUCAAGAAUUAUUCAAGAAAAUACAAGUGAGACGAUGCGAAACUCAUAUAGCUCAACUGGAAUUAGAGGUUCCAUAGGAUAUGUUGCUCCAGAGUAUGGAGAAGGCUCUGUGGUCUCACCUCCUGGUGAUAUUUACAGUCUUGGCAUAUUGUUGCUCGAGAUUUUUACCGGAAGGAGCCCAACAGACGACACAUUCAGAGAUUCAUUAGGUCUGCACAAAUUUGCCGAGGAUGCUCUUCCAGAUAGAACCUUGGAGAUAGCUGACCCCACAAUCUGGCUGCACGAAGAACCACAUGACAAUAUUACUAGUAGUAUCCAGGAGUGCUUAGUUUCUGUCUUCAGGCUUGGAAUAUCCUGUUCAAAGAAACAGCCUCGAGACCGAACAUUGACAAGAGAUGUAGCGGCAGAGAUGCAUGCAAUCAGAGAUGCGUACAUCACAUCUUUUGGCUAG
Molecule: messenger RNA, 3093 nt
Organism: Lolium rigidum
Lineage: Eukaryota; Viridiplantae; Streptophyta; Magnoliopsida; Poales; Poaceae
Product: receptor kinase-like protein Xa21
Exons: 3
Coding region: 1-3093 (1030 amino acids)
Biological process (GO): protein phosphorylation; hormone-mediated signaling pathway
Cellular component (GO): plasma membrane
Molecular function (GO): protein kinase activity; protein binding; ATP binding
Source: RefSeq, a predicted model, not a curated record